AACAUGUCAUUCUAUUUUUACUAAUCGUAAUACGCAGACCACAAAUUUAAAAGUUUUAUUUUAUAUUUAAAAAUAUAUGUUGCCUCGAUUGAGUUUUAGUUCCAAAUUCUAAGUGAAAGAUAGGUCGUUGAUAGCAGGAAUCAGAAUCCGAAAACGAGACCGAAAAAUCCCAACUAGUCAAGAUGAGUAUGCUUCAGGAGGAAAAGCCAGCGAGUGUCUUCAGCGUGGCAAAGCCACCGCCCAGUUGGGUGGAGUGGUGUGAGCGAAAUUCGAAGCCUAAAUCCCCGCGGAUUGUCCGUGAGAAGUAUGUUCCCACUCGAUGGCAGACCCCGGGACCGAUGACUAAAGCCGACUGGAAGUACUUCUACGAAUGGGCCGGCACGCGCGCCAUGCCGAAGGAGCCGCUGCCGGAGCCUGAGAAAUACGAUUUUCCGUGCGAAUCGAAGAUUUUGCCCUGUGGCAGGAAAACGAAGACCCCCGAUCCAGAGGAGAGGGUUGAGAGAUUGAACAAUCUUGCUAUGCCUCUUUAUCGGAAGAGCAGCGAGAAGCACCAGUACUUCUAUCCUACGCACCCCUACUCACCAAUAAUCGUCUGGGGCCAACCGCCGCUGCAUGACAAAGGACGGCCCUUCGACCCCCCGAAGAUACCAAAGUGCUUCCCCAACGAGGAACUUGAAGGCAAGUUUUGGGCCGAGCUGCGCUUCGAAGUUCGCAAGGCAGCCCUCAAGGCCAGGAUCUCGCCCCGAAUUAUGAGCAUCUCCAAGCCGAAGGUCAUGCCGCCCUACCCGCCCCACUGCGUAAUGCCGGAACACGUCUACGACGUGCUGGACGUGAAGCCGCCGCCGCGCAAGAAGUUCACGCCCCAGGGAUGGCGCCUCCACCAAAUCCGCCUCAUCUACCUAUCGAAGCCUGUGUCGCGACCCGAAUACGAAUAUUUUUAUAUGUAGUUUUAUAAGUGAAGGGGUUGACCCUUUUCUUUGAAAUUUUGCUGCUAUUAAAUAGACUUCCUUGUAACGUGGAGAAAAAAUA
Molecule: messenger RNA, 1029 nt
Organism: Drosophila ananassae
Lineage: Eukaryota; Metazoa; Arthropoda; Insecta; Diptera; Drosophilidae
Exons: 1
Coding region: 183-947 (254 amino acids)
Source: RefSeq, a predicted model, not a curated record